Molecule: messenger RNA, 6303 nt
Organism: Diceros bicornis minor
Lineage: Eukaryota; Metazoa; Chordata; Mammalia; Perissodactyla; Rhinocerotidae
Gene: MFHAS1
Product: multifunctional ROCO family signaling regulator 1
Exons: 2
Coding region: 554-3682 (1042 amino acids)
Molecular function (GO): protein binding
Source: RefSeq, a predicted model, not a curated record
CGCCCGAGUCCGGGGACGCGGCGACAAGGAGGCGCCGCCGCCCCCUCCUCCGGCUGCGCCCCGGCCCUGCGCCCGCACCAUGCCCGCCGCGGGGCCGAGCGCCGCCCUCCUCCAGCAGCUCGCGGAGGCGACGACGCUGCGGGCCGCGGGGCCGCGGCUGCGGGGGUAGCGGGCCGGCGUCGGCACCGAGGCGGCGCGAGGCGGGCGGAGCGGGAGGAGGAGCAGCAGGCAUCCUCCGCGGCGCGGCGGGCGGCGGCCCUGCUGGCUCGGCGCGCCUAUGGCCCAGGAGGAAGGAGAAUGCGCGCUGCACUCCCCGCCGGCCGCCGCCGCGUGCUCGGCGCCACCCGGAGCUGCUCGCGUCGCCGCCGCCCCCCAGCUGCGGGCGCCCGGCCGCUGGCUGCGCUAGGACCCCCAGCCGCCGGUCGCCGAGGGGCGGUGGGAAGGGAGGAGCGCGAGCGAGAGGGCCCCGGAGACUGGCGCCCGCCCGGGCGCAGCGCGGCAUGUAGCUGCGGGCUCCCGCGCCCGCGCGAGGGUGUCGGCCCGGGGCCCCGCCAUGGCUGGAAAGGACAGUGGGAACCUGAAGACGGUGAGGCUGUGGCGGGACGCCGCCCUGCGCGCCAGGAAGCUGCGGAGCAACCUGCGCCAGCUCACCCUCAGCGCGGCCGGGGCCGACCAGAUCGACUCCCCCGACGCCCCCCAGCUCGUGCUGCCGGCCAACAUCGGGGACAUUGAGGUGCUGAACCUGGGCAACAACGGCCUGGAGGAGCUGCCCGACGGGCUGGGGUCGGCGCUGGGCAGCCUGCGCGUCCUGAUCCUGCGCAGGAACCGCUUCGCCCGGCUGCCGCCGGCGGUGGCCGAGUUGGGCCACCACCUCACCGAGCUGGACGUGAGCCACAACCGGCUGACCGCCCUGGGCGCGGAGGUGGUGAGUGCCCUGCGGGAGCUGCGCAAGCUCAACCUCAGCCACAACCAGCUGCCCGCCCUGCCCGCGCAGCUGGGCGCCCUUGCCCACCUGGAGGAGCUGGAUGUCAGCUUUAACAGGCUGGCGCACCUGCCCGACUCCCUGUCGUGCCUCUACCGCCUGCGCACCCUCGACGUGGACCACAACCAGCUCACUGCUUUUCCCCGGCAGCUGCUGCAGCUGGCGGCCCUGGAGGAGCUGGACGUGUCCAGCAACCGGCUGCGGGGCCUACCUGAGGAUAUCAGUGCCCUGCGUGCCCUCAAGAUCCUCUGGCUGAGUGGGGCUGAGCUUGGCACCCUGCCCAGCGGCUUCUGUGAGCUGGCCAGCCUGGAGAGCCUCAUGCUAGAUAACAACGGGCUGCAGGCUCUGCCCGCCCAGUUCAGCCGUCUGCAGCGGCUCAAAAUGCUCAACCUCUCCUCCAACCUCUUUGAGGAGUUCCCUGCCGCGCUGCUGCCCCUGGCUGGUCUGGAGGAGCUCUACCUUAGUCGCAACCAGCUCACCUCAGUGCCAUCCCUCAUCUCGGGCCUGGGCCGGCUUCUCACCCUGUGGCUGGAUAAUAACCGGAUCCGCUACCUACCCGACUCCAUCGUGGAGCUCACGGGUCUGGAGGAGCUAGUGCUGCAGGGGAACCAGAUCGCCGUGCUGCCAGACAACUUUGGCCAGCUCUCCCGGGUGGGCCUGUGGAAGAUCAAGGACAACCCACUGAUCCAGCCCCCCUACGAGGUCUGUAUGAAGGGGAUUCCCUACAUCGCAGCCUACCAGAAGGAGCUGGCUCAUUCCCAGCCGGCAGUGCAGCCCCGCCUCAAGCUGCUCCUGAUGGGCCACAAGGGUGCAGGAAAGACCUUGCUCCGCCACUGCCUCACCGAGGAGAGAGUGGAGGGAAGCCAAGGCGGAGGGGACAAGGAGAGCUACCCGCCUUCACCUCCUCCCGUGAGCAAGGGCAUCGAGGUGACUAGCUGGACUGCUGAUGCUUCCCGCGGCCUGCGGUUCAUCGUGUAUGACUUAGCUGGUGACGAAAGUUAUGAGGUGAUCCAGCCCUUCUUCCUCUCCCCGGGAGCCCUCUAUGUGCUGGUGGUGAACUUGGCCACCUAUGAGCCACUGCGCUUUCCCACCACCGUGGGCUCCUUCUUGCAUCGGGUGGGGGCCCGGGUGCCUCACGCCGUGGUGUGCAUUGUGGGCACGCACGCAGACCUGUGCGGUGAGCGGGAGCUGGAGGAGAAGUGUCUGGACAUUCACCGCCAGAUCGCCCUGCAGGAGAAGCACGACGCGGAGGGGCUGAGCCGUCUGGCCCAGGUGGUGGACGAGGCACUGGCCUGGGACUUUGAGCUGCGCUCUGCCAGCCCCCACGCAGCCUACUAUGGUGUUUCGGACAAGAACCUUCGGCGGCGCAAGGCCCAUUUUCAGUACUUGCUCAACCACCGGCUGCAGAUUCUCUCUCCAGUGUUGCCUGUUAGCUGCAGGGACCCCCGCCAGUUACGGCGCCUGCGGGACAAACUGCUCUCGGUAGCUGAGCACCGGGAAAUCUUCCCCAACUUACACAGAGUACUGCCUCGAUCCUGGCAGGUGCUGGAGGAACUGCAUUUCCAGCCACCUCAGGCGCAACGGCUCUGGCUAAGCUGGUGGGACUCGGCGCGCCUGGGCCUGCAGGCGGGUCUGACGGAGGACCGGCUGCAGAGUGCCCUCUCUUACCUGCACGAGAGCGGCAAGCUGCUCUACUUUGAGGACAGCCCGGCCCUCAAGGAGCACGUCUUCCACAACCUCACCCGCCUCAUCGACAUCCUCAAUGUCUUUUUCCAGAGGGAUCCUUCCUUGCUGCUGCAUAAGCUGCUGCUAGGGACCAGCGGAGAGGGUGAGGGUGAGGGGGAAAGCUCCCCACUGAUGGCGCUGCCCACCCCGAGCCAGGACCUGCUCCGGGCCACCCAGCUCCAUCAUUAUGUGGAGGGCUUUCUGCUCCAUGGGCUCUUGCCAGCCCAUGUCAUUCGGUUGCUGCUUAAGCCUCAUGUCCAGGCCCAGCAGGACUUGCAGCUGCUGCUGGAGCUGCUGGAGAAAAUGGGACUCUGUUACUGCCUCAAUAAACCCAAGGGCAAGCCUUUGAAUGGGUCCACGGCCUGGUACAAGUUCCCAUGCUAUGUGCAGAACGAGGUGCCCCAUGCAGAGGCCUGGAUUAAUGGGACCAACCUGGCCGGGCAGUCUUUUGUGGCUGAGCAGCUGCAGAUUGAAUAUAGUUUUCCCUUUACCUUCCCACCUGGGUUGUUUGCACGCUACAGUGUCCAGAUCAACAGCCAUGUGGUGCACAGGUCGGAUGGGAAACUUCAGAUCUUUGCCUAUCGAGGGAAAGUUCCUGUGGUGGUGAGUUACAGACCUGCCAAGGGGGUCUUGCAGCCAGAUACUCUGUCCAUUGCCAGCCAUGCAUCAUUACCAAACAUAUGGACGGCAUGGCAAGCCAUAACCCCGUUGGUGGAGGAGCUGAACGUCCUACUUCAGGAAUGGCCUGGACUGCACUACACCGUGCACAUUCUCUGUUCUAAGUGCCUUAAGAGAGGGUCGCCCAAUCCACAUGCUUUCCCAGGAAGAACGUUGGUGAAAAGCACAGAAACCAGUGACUUUUAUGGCUGUGGAAUUUCCAUGGAGAAAAGAGAGCAUCAGAACUCACCUGGACCAUCUUUCGUACCUGGCCAACCCUUCACACUCCCAAGAGUGUCCGUGAACUUGGGUGCAUAAGCGUUCAGGGGGCUCUCAGAGGAGGAGCACACCUGGCCUGUGGACGAGGCGGGGAGGGACAGAGGGGAGGGUGGGAGAGGAUAUGGAGCAAAUGUUUUACAACCUGAACCUCAGAACUGUGAUCCUCCAAGGAGAGCGCUACUUGAAGAAAAGCAAAAAAAAAAGUCGAAUGGCUUCUCAGGGAUUUUGUUUUCCGUGCACAUAUAAGCCAUAGUUCCAAUGCAGGUGGCAGGAUUUAGAGCACUCAGAUUUCAGUUCUGUUCAAUGUGAAAGAGGGAUCGACUGACCAUUCAUUGCUGUUCCAUAACUAGUGUAAAAUAUGUAUAUGUUUAUCUUUAUUUUUAUAAUAUGCAAAUACAUUUAAAUUUAUACAGUUUGAAGCUUCUAGCGCUAGUUAACACUGGGUGCAAUAUUCUGCAUGAGAACUGUGCCAAGGUGGGGCUGGUUUCUUAUUUUAGCAUAAGACCUUUUUGUUCAUUCUUUAUUCUUUAAUCCUUCUCAGAUUAAAAAAAAGAGAGAUCUCUCUGUCUGCCCAUGGAUUAAGUGUUGGUUCAUAGAAGUUGCCAAUAAUCUGCAAGAACCUUAAACGUGCAUUUCAGGCAAACAUUUGUUUCCCUCCCCUUCUUUUAAAUAAAGGUCCCUGCCUGUACACUGUUGGGCAGGGCAGUGGGAUUAUUCCUUUUCUUUCCCUCACAUGUCACUAGUGCUGGGCAGUGUCCCUUCCUCCAGGUUUGGUGUUGACUGUGGGUUGUCACAGGUGAUGUGCUGAUGGAGGCCUGGUGUUGGGAUUCUCCAGGGAGGGGCACAGAUGGGUCAGCGAGUUCUUAGAAAACCUGUGUCUUUCAAUAGCUUCAGAUAAUCAGGAGUCAGUACUAAAACAUGCAAAGAGCUCUGCUCGUAAGUCCUUUUUUUUCUGGAACAGUCUGAAAUUUAGCAGAGCACUUCGAAAGCCCUCCACAUCUGGCUGUCAGACCUUAAGAUAGUGAGUUGCCUAAUUGGAAAGCAUAAUCCCACAUUGGUUAUUUAUAAAUACACAGCCUCUGAUUGGACCCUCUACUGCCCAGAGCUAGUAAAAGCCUUGUUUUCAGAUCUCCACAAAGUAAAACUUAAAAAACAAAUUGCUCUCUCUUCUACUCUUAAUUGGGGCCAAAUAGCGUCUGCUGCAAUAGUAACACAUUCUUUGGAGAAUGUAAAGGACUCUGUUUACAUCUGCUUUCUCCCAAGAGUUGAUUGAAAAUGUGUAAAACUGUUUCUUACACAGUAUAAGACAAGAAAAGGGAGUGGGCUGGUAGUAUUCUUUCACUUCUUCUAUAAAGUAUUGACUCUUGGAAUUCCACAGUAUACAAAGUCUCAACGUAUUUUUAAAGGAAAUAACAAACAAUUCAAGCAGCUAUGUUGCAAAAAAUGACAAAUCAAUUUUUGUAGACUAUUUUGUUAACCCAGGGGUUAACUUCACUAACUCCAGAACCUCCAGUUAAACCAGUAUGAUUUCUUAUGAUCAUAAAAUCAAAUGAGAUCAGACCAUUUCUGUGUUUUUUAAUACCUGUGACACCUCAAAUUUGAGAUUGCCUUUUCUUUUAGAACCCAAUCACAAGAUUAAUCUGGUUCAUCCUUUUGUCACAGUUCUCAUGCGUGCGUGUGUGUGUGUGUGUGUGUGUGUGUGUGUGUGUGUAAAUGUGACCUGAAUGGUAACAUUUAAUUGCUUUAUGGGCCAUUGAAUUGUUGGGCAUAAAAGUUUUCUAAUUGGCAUGAGAUAGUUUCUAAACUGUCAAAUUAACUGACUUUGACCCGUCUUUUGAAAAGACUCUUAAGUGUGUGACUUUGGGCUAACUCCCCAGGGGACCUUAUUAAGUGAAAAAAAAAAAAAAAAUGCUCCUUUGGGUGACGUUCCCUGCAAAGUAUUUGCUAUUAUUAUGAACAUAAAUGCCCAUGUUCUUAAUAUCUGCUAUUUUUUGACAAAUGAUGUUUUGUGCUGUCAUCUGAAUCCUAGAGAAGCAGUGUAAGAAGAAAUCUUGGUGUCACAUGUGUUUUAGCAAAAAGGUCAUCAUGAUAGAGGGUCAUGUGACCGAAAGAAGCUCCAGAAAAGCUUGAGAACUUGCUUCAGAGGGAGAGGAGGGUUGGAGAUACAGAAAACACUCUGCUCUACAGGAAUUUUCGCCGUCUAUGCAGGAAAUUCCGUUUUCUCUCUCAACACCUGGGAAGACUCAGCCAGUGGAGGCUGACAGGCAAUUCGCUAAGCACAAGGGGGGUCUUUUCCAACCAAGUAGUCCCUUGCCUCGCAAACGGACACCCUCCAAGUUUGUUAUGGUUUCUAUUCCUGCAACUUGUGGUAUCAAAGCCACUUCCUGGAAUUGUAAAAGCGCUGCCAGAAUAAAUGUUUUCCCCCUUCUAAGAAAAAAAAAAUGACAGUGCUCAUAUUUGACACUUGUGCAUUGGACUCUUUUGAAUGAAUAAAAAGGAAAGGGUUGGGUGUAAUUCCUGAUGGGGUGUGUGUUAUUUUUCAUGCCACAGUUUGUGAAUUGUAAUUGUGUUUUCCCAUUUAAUUGUCGUAACCGGGCAGAAAUUAAAAAAAAAAAUUAAAAAAUGUUCAAUAAAAAUACAAAGAAAUGGUUAAGCAAUUA